CAGAUACACAUUGAUAGCAUACUACGACAUGUACGCGCAAAUAUAUACGACCACGAAGAUAUGGAUACAAUUGCUCCUCAUCUGGAUCGUGUCAUUCGGAUUCAUGAUUCCCCCCCUGCUCGGCAUCUGGGGUCAACUAGGGCUGGAGAAGAACACGUUUUCGUGCACGAUAUUACCGAAGAACGGGCAGUCGCCGAAAAAAGCGUUGUUCGUUUUCGGCUUCGCGUUGCCCUGCGUCGCGAUCAUCGUCUCGUACUCGUGCAUCUAUUGGCGCGUCAGACAGAGCAAACGGAAACUUGAAGGACACGGUAAACUCAGCGGCCAGACUGCGAAAGAGAAAGAAGAAGACUCUAGACUGACGAGGCUGAUGCUGACCAUCUUCGUGUGCUUCCUCGCCUGCUUCCUGCCGCUGAUGAUCAUGAACGUCGCCGACGACGACAUCACGUACCCCUGGCUCCAUAUCAUCGCCUCGAUCCUGGCGUGGGCGUCCAGCGUGGUCAACCCGCUGAUCUACGCGGCCACCAACAGGCAGUACCGGGCCGCCUACGCCAACCUCCUCAAGUUCUGCAAACUCAGCCCCGCCUCCCGAAGAACUACGUACGGCAGUCGAACCAUGGCGCAGUCCUCCAACUGAUCGGUAAACAAUCAAACCAAAACAACUAAUUUAAUACAGUAAUCGCCUAUAACACGGCAGAUUGGAUCGCGUUAUAUGAGUGAGCCCGCAUAACGCGCUUCCAUGA
Molecule: messenger RNA, 740 nt
Organism: Bombyx mandarina (wild silkworm)
Lineage: Eukaryota; Metazoa; Arthropoda; Insecta; Lepidoptera; Bombycidae
Gene: Tre1
Product: Trapped in endoderm 1
Biological process (GO): G protein-coupled receptor signaling pathway
Cellular component (GO): membrane
Molecular function (GO): G protein-coupled receptor activity
Source: RefSeq, a predicted model, not a curated record